Oppiella nova is the source of this 1262-nucleotide messenger RNA. The record is from the annotation of a GenBank genome assembly. Lineage: Eukaryota; Metazoa; Arthropoda; Arachnida; Sarcoptiformes; Oppiidae.
UACGGGCGCCGACUGCCCCUCACGGCCGCCAUGUUGGGCGGGGGUAUAGCCUGUCUGCUCACCAUUCCCUUCAUGACAAGUGCUGUGGUGUGGCCGCGCGUGACACUGGCAAUGGUGGGCAAGUUUUGCGUGACCUGUAGUUUUGGUAUCAUUUACGUUUAUUCGGCCGAAAUAUACCCCACAGUCGUCCGCAAUGUGGGAGUCGGUAGCAGUUCUAUGGUGGGCCGUAUGGGCUCCAUAUUAGCCCCCUUUGUUAAGGAACUGGUACUUCACAUAUACUUUUUAACUGCUAUUCUGUUUGUCAACGCAUUUAUAUACUACGGGCUGUCGCUGAACACGAAUAACUUGGGCGGCAAUCCGUUCAUAAACUUCCUGAUGGCCGGUGCGGUCGAGUUCCCGGCCUAUGCCCUAUGCAUAUACCUGUUAAAAAAGUACGGGCGCCGACUGCCCCUCACGGCCGCCAUGUUGGGCGGGGGUAUAGCCUGUCUGCUCACCAUUCCCUUCAUGACAAGUGCUGUGGUGUGGCCGCGCGUGACACUGGCAAUGGUGGGCAAGUUUUGCGUGACCUGUAGUUUUGGUAUCAUUUAUGUCUAUUCGGCCGAAAUAUACCCCACAGUCGUCCGCAAUGUGGGAGUCGGUAGCAGUUCUAUGGUGGGCCGUAUGGGCUCCAUAUUAGCCCCUUUUGUUAAGGAACUGGGCAUUUACACACAUGUGACGGUGCCAUUAGCCAUAUUCGGCAUAUUGUCGGUUACGGACGGACUGCUGAUCCUAUUCCUGCCCGAGACUAAUGGCAAAGAGAUUCCCGACACCAUUGACGACGUCGAGAGGUCUAAGAGUGAUACAAACACAAGCAGUUGUGUAAUGAGUCUCAAUAGCAGUAUGGAUGGCUCGUACGGCGCUGAAGGGGAAAGGGAUCUCAAGUCGAUGGGCACUAGUAUUUAAUGAUAAAUCCAAUUUCUAUUACAUUUCAACUUGUUCAUAAAAGAGUUUCACGUUAUCAAUCAGUGAUAUAAUUAAUUAUCGGUUAUACUUUGUAAGCAAACCUUUUUUUAUUAGUACUGUACACUAAUGAAGCAUACUAUGAGGGAAAGGUAGAUAUUUCUGGAAACACAUAUUCACGCAAAUGAUAUUCAUUUGAAUAAAUAGAGUCUAUACUAUAAUAAUAGUAAAGUAAAAAAGUUUUCUAAAUAUUGAUUUCAGUGAAUUCUGCACAUAAAAUAUUAUAAUGUGUUUAUACAGGUACAAUUAUUUUAUUAAUUUUU